AUGCCAGCAAGAUCCAGUGCUCAGCUGGCCUGGCUCUGCACUGUCAUUGUGUCUGUGGCAAUCUACCCAGCGCUGCUGCAGAAGCCACCUAAAAGGAGAACGCUCAAUGGGAAUGCACAGUCCAAGUUGACAGGCUGCUGUGAUGAGAUUAAAGAGCUCAAGCUGCAAGUAGCCAACCUGAGCAGAAUGCUGCAGGAGCUGAGCAAGAAGCAGGAAGGUGACUGGGUGAACGUGGUCAUGCAGGUGAUGGAGCUGGAAGGGAGCACCAAGCAGAUGGAGUCCCGCCUCAUUGAUGCUGAGAGCAAGUACUCUGAAAUGAACAACCAGAUAGAUAUCAUGCAGCUCCAGGCAGCUCAGACGGUCACACAAACUUCAGCUGUAGAUGCUGUCUAUGACUGCUCUUCACUCUACCAGAGGAACUACCGGAUCUCUGGGGUUUACAAGCUACCUCCUGAUGAAUUUUUGGGGAGUCCAGAGCUGGAGGUGUUCUGUGACAUGGAGACAGACGGAGGUGGCUGGACUAUCAUCCAAAGACGUAAAGUUGGUUUGACAUCUUUCAAUAGGGACUGGAAACAAUACAAGGAAGGAUUUGGCAAUAUUCGGGGAGAUUUUUGGCUGGGAAAUGAAAACAUCUACAGACUUUCAAGGCGCCCCACUGUUCUGCGAGUAGAGCUGGAGGACUGGGAAGGCAACAUACGCUAUGCACAAUAUAAGCAAUUCACCCUGAGCAAUGAAAUCAACAGCUAUCGCCUUUUUGUGGGGAACUACACUGGCAACACAGGGCGGGAUUCCCUCAGGUACCACAACAACACAGCCUUCAGCACGAAGGACAAGGACAAUGACAAGUGUGUGGAUGACUGCGCCCAGUUCCGUAAAGGUGGAUAUUGGUACAACUGCUGCACAGACUCCAAUCUGAACGGGGUUUACUACCGGAAAGGAGAACACACCAAGAACAUGGAUGGGAUCACCUGGUACGGGUGGCACGGAUCAACCUAUUCCCUGAAGAGAGUUGAGAUGAAAAUCCGGCCAGAGGAUUUCAAACCAUAGAGAGAACCAAUAUUUGUACAGUUUCAUGAUACCACUGCACAGAAGGUGGGCAAUGAACUGCUCAAAAUCAGCCAAAUAAUAGUUCAUUUCAUCUAAUAUGUGCAACAGCUACAUACUGGCUAUGU
Strigops habroptila (Kakapo) is the source of this 1172-nucleotide messenger RNA. RefSeq names its product angiopoietin like 7 (gene ANGPTL7). NCBI's taxonomy places the organism in Eukaryota, Metazoa, Chordata, Aves, Psittaciformes, Psittacidae. The record is from RefSeq and is a predicted model, not a curated record. The transcript has 5 exons. Bases 1 to 1047 code for a protein of 348 amino acids.